AUGUCAGAUACAAACUCGUAUAUAAUCGUUAUCAAGCUAGGGACCUCAUCUUUGGUGGAUGAGGUUACUAGGGAACCAAGAAUUGCAAAUAUGUCACUUAUAGUGGAAACUAUUGUCCAACUUCGUCGCCAGGGACACAAGAUCGUACUUGUUUCCUCUGGAGCCAUUGCCUUUGGAAUGAAAAGGGUUGGCAUGUCUAGCAAACCAACAAAGUUAGCUGCAGUUCAAGGAUUGGCGUCAAUUGGUCAAGGUCGCUUAAUUGGGUUAUUUGAUGAUCUCUUCAGGCAAAUGAAUCAGACUAUUGGGCAGAUUUUACUUACAAGAAAUGAUAUAAGUGAUUUCACUCAGUACAAAAAUGCUAAAAAUACAUUGCACGAAUUAUUGGAUAUGGGAGUGAUUCCAAUUGUAAAUGAAAAUGAUACUUUAUCAGUUGCAGAAAUUAAAUUCGGUGACAAUGAUACCCUUUCAGCAAUUACUGCGGGUAUGGUUCAUGCCGACUAUUUAUUCUUAAUGACGGACGUUCAAUGUUUAUACACUGACAAUCCAAGGAAGAAUCCAAAAGCAGAGCCUAUACUUGUGGUAGAUAAAGUUGAUGAUUUGGUUGUGAAGACUGAUACAGAAUCUGGCGGUUCCCAGGUUGGAACGGGGGGUAUGACUACAAAAUUAAUCGCGGCGGGAUUAGCUACUAAUGUUGGUGUCACUACUAUAAUAACCCUUUCUAGUCAACCAGACUCUAUUCUAUCUAUUGUGGCAAAUAUUCAGUCUAUGGACAGAAGUGAUUUAUCCAUUGAAGCUCAAACUAAAUAUAUUGCUAGUGAGAUUAAGGCAAACAAAAUCCCUCUUCACACACGUUUCUUAGGGUUACCUCGUGCUACUAAGAUAAUAUCUGAUAAAAGAUUCUGGUUAUUACAUGGAAUAAAAACUAAAGGGGCUUUAUAUAUUGAUCAAUUAUGCUAUGAAGCCUUGACUAGAAAAGACAGAGCUGGUUUACUCCCAGUAGGUGUUGUGGCUGUUGAGGGCAAUUUCCAUGAAAGUGAGUGUGUCUCAAUAAAUGUUAUCCCUGAAAGAUCUUCUCCUUUGUCUGAGGGCCUUGAAGUUGGAACCUGCAGAGUGAAUUAUAGUGCCAUUGAAAUAAAUUUGAUAAAAGGUUUACACAGUAGUGAAAUUGAAACAGUUUUAGGAUUCGCUGAUAGUGAAUAUAUUGCUCAUAGAGACAAUUUAGCAUUCCAACCAACUUUACCUCCUUCUACUGAAUCAUUGUUUGACAAUCAUUAG
This is a messenger RNA of Debaryomyces fabryi, 1275 nucleotides long. RefSeq names its product glutamate 5-kinase (gene PRO1). NCBI's taxonomy places the organism in Eukaryota, Fungi, Ascomycota, Pichiomycetes, Serinales, Debaryomycetaceae. Bases 1 to 1275 code for a protein of 424 amino acids. The record is from RefSeq and is a predicted model, not a curated record. Gene Ontology annotation, cellular component: cytosol; cytoplasm. The transcript has a single exon. Gene Ontology annotation, molecular function: glutamate 5-kinase activity; RNA binding; ATP binding.